This is a messenger RNA of Sporothrix brasiliensis 5110, 1116 nucleotides long. RefSeq names its product saccharopine dehydrogenase (NAD+, L-lysine forming). The transcript has 2 exons. Gene Ontology annotation, molecular function: saccharopine dehydrogenase (NAD+, L-lysine-forming) activity. The record is from RefSeq and is a predicted model, not a curated record. Bases 1 to 1116 code for a protein of 371 amino acids. Gene Ontology annotation, cellular component: cytoplasm. NCBI's taxonomy places the organism in Eukaryota, Fungi, Ascomycota, Sordariomycetes, Ophiostomatales, Ophiostomataceae.
AUGGCACCGACAAUUAUUCACCUCAGAGCCGAGACCAAGCCGCUGGAACGCCUGUCGCCGGCAUCGGCCAAGGCUCUGCUCGACGCCGGCUACGUGCUGCACAUUGAGCGCUCGUCGGACCGCAUCUACAAGGACAGCGAGUACGAGGCCGUCGGCGCCGAGAUGGUGCCGGCCGGCACUUGGGUCAACGCCCCCACCGACCACAUCAUCCUCGGCCUCAAGGAGAUCACCGACGGCGACGCGCCGCUGCCGCACAACUACAUCCACUUCCAGCACUGCUUCAAGAAGCAGGACGGCUGGGCCGAGGCCCUCUCGCGCUUCGCGCGCGGCAAUGGCCGGCUGUACGAUCUCGAGUUCCUCGUCGAGCCGAAUGGCCGACGCGUCGCUGCGUUUGGCUACUGGGCCGGCUACGCCGGCACUGCCAUUGCCCUGCUCGCCUGGGCGCACCAGAUCCUGCGCCCGGGCACCCCGCAGAGCGCCGUGCCCGUGUUCGACAGCGCCCCGGCGCUGGCCGACCACGUCAAGGCCGCCAUGGCGCCGGCCAUUGCCGCCAACAACGGCGAGCUGCCCCGUGCCAUUGUCAUUGGUGCGCUGGGCCGCUGCGGCAAGGGCGCCCGCGAUUUUUGUGUGGCGGCCGGCCUGCCCAAGGAGAACAUUCUCGAGUGGGACCUGCCCGAGACCAAGCGGGGCGGCCCCUUUGAGGAGGUGGCCACGUCGGACAUUUUCGUCAACUGCGUGUACCUGGGCGCGGCGCGCAUCCCGCCGUUUGUCACGUUCGAGUCGCUGGCGGCCGCCGGCGCCAGCCGCCGGCUGCGUGUCAUCUGCGACGUCAGCUGCGACCCCAACAGCGCCAACAACCCGAUCCCCCUGUACUCGACCUACAGCUCCUUCACCAGCCCGACGGUGCCCGUGUCGCAGGCCGUCGACGGCCCCGAGCUGCGCGUGAUUGCCAUUGACCACCUGCCGACGCUGGUGGCCCGCGAGUCGAGCGACGAGUUCUCGCAGCUGCUGCUGCCGAGCCUGCUGACGCUCGACAAGCGCCAGACCGAGGGCGUGUGGACGCGUGCCCAGAAGACCUUUGAGGACCGCGUCAGCGAGCUGCCCAAGAGCAGCUAG